Molecule: messenger RNA, 2959 nt
Organism: Nomascus leucogenys (northern white-cheeked gibbon)
Lineage: Eukaryota; Metazoa; Chordata; Mammalia; Primates; Hylobatidae
Gene: HS6ST1
Product: heparan sulfate 6-O-sulfotransferase 1
Cellular component (GO): membrane
Molecular function (GO): heparan sulfate 6-sulfotransferase activity
Source: RefSeq, a predicted model, not a curated record
GUUCUCGGCGCGGAGCGGAGCGGAGCGAAGCGAGCUGGUGCUGGGGGCGCGGGGCGCGCUGUGCCGGCCGGGGCCGGGAGCGGGGCCGAGCGGGAGCGGAGUCGGGCGUCGGGCCCGGGGAGCCGGGGCCGGGCGGGGAGCAGCCAUGGCGCCGCGGAGGGUCGGGGCCCGCGCCACUGCGGGCGGCCUGGGCGCCGAGUAGCCGGGCCGGGCCGGAGCGCGGGCGGCGGCGGAGGCAGCUGCGCCCGCGCCUCCUGCCCUCCCAGGCCCGGCGCCCCGCGCCCGGGCCCCGGCGAUGGUGACACAUGCGGCGGCGGCGCGCCGGCGGCAGGACCAUGGUUGAGCGCGCCAGCAAGUUCGUGCUGGUGGUGGCGGGCUCGGUGUGCUUCAUGCUCAUCUUGUACCAGUACGCGGGCCCGGGACUGAGCCUGGGCGCGCCCGGCGGCCGCGCGCCGCCCGACGACCUGGACCUGUUCCCCACGCCCGACCCCCACUACGAGAAGAAGUACUACUUCCCGGUCCGAGAGCUGGAGCGCUCGCUGCGUUUCGACAUGAAGGGCGACGACGUGAUCGUCUUCCUGCACAUCCAGAAGACGGGCGGCACCACCUUCGGCCGCCACCUCGUGCAGAACGUACGCCUCGAGGUGCCGUGCGACUGCCGGCCCGGCCAGAAGAAGUGCACCUGCUACCGGCCCAACCGCCGCGAGACUUGGCUCUUCUCCCGCUUCUCCACCGGCUGGAGCUGCGGGCUGCACGCCGACUGGACCGAGCUCACCAACUGCGUGCCCGGCGUGCUGGACCGCCGCGACUCCGCCGCGCUGCGCACGCCCAGGAAGUUCUACUACAUCACCCUGCUACGAGACCCCGUGUCCCGCUACCUGAGCGAGUGGCGGCAUGUGCAGAGGGGUGCCACGUGGAAGACGUCGUUGCACAUGUGUGACGGGCGCACUCCCACACCUGAGGAGCUGCCGCCCUGCUAUGAGGGCACGGACUGGUCGGGCUGCACACUGCAGGAGUUCAUGGACUGCCCGUACAACCUGGCCAACAACCGCCAGGUGCGCAUGCUGGCCGACCUGAGCCUGGUGGGCUGCUACAACCUGUCCUUCAUCCCCGAGGGCAAGCGGGCCCAGCUGCUGCUUGAGAGCGCCAAGAAGAACCUGCGGGGCAUGGCCUUCUUCGGCCUGACCGAGUUCCAGCGCAAGACGCAGUACCUGUUCGAGCGGACGUUCAACCUCAAGUUCAUCCGGCCCUUCAUGCAGUACAACAGCACGCGGGCGGGCGGCGUGGAGGUGGAUGAGGACACCAUCCGGCGCAUCGAGGAGCUCAACGACCUGGACAUGCAGCUGUAUGACUACGCCAAGGACCUCUUCCAGCAGCGCUACCAGUACAAGCGGCAGCUGGAGCGCAGGGAACAGCGCCUGAGGAGCCGUGAGGAGCGCCUGCUGCACCGGGCCAAGGAGGCGCUGCCGCGGGAGGACGCCGACGAGCCGGGCCGCGUGCCCACCGAGGACUACAUGAGCCACAUCAUUGAGAAGUGGUAGUGGCGGGGAGGCCUCUUGGGGGGUGUGGGGGAUAGAAUAGGACCGAUGACAGGUCCACCCAAGACUGUCACGGGAAGAGCAUCCCAAACCAGCUCCACAGUGGUAGCUGCGUCCUGAAAAAAAAACAGAGCAGGGACGUAGUGGGGCUGGGCGGGGAUGGGGGCUUGAGGAAUCAACAGGUGCAGCCCAGUGGGUCAGAGGAAAGCGUGCUCGAAGGAUGCCAUGGUCAGGGCAGGGCCUCCAGAGCAGGUGUUGUGCCUGCUGUCCUGGCCCCCUUGGAUUUAUCACGAAAACUGAAGGUUUGCACAAGAGACGAGGACAGCGGAAAGUGGACCUGCCAGGCCGGGAGUGUGUCCCUCACCAACUAUGCACACAGCACUCGCUCUUAGCUCCUCUGUCCGGGCUACUAGGAGUGAGACCAGCUUCUGGCAACUGCCCCAGCUCCAGGCCAUCCCAUAGCCCCUCCCCUCCUGGCUGCCCCCAAUGUCCCAAGGCCUGGGGAGCCCCCAGCUCACCCAUCUGUAGCUCCCUCAAGGUCAGGGCCCACCCCAUCUGAGGCAGAGAAGACAAGUCCAGCCCCCAAGAAGCCUACUCGCCUCUCUGGUCCGUGGUCCUGCUUCAUGCUUUGGGUCAGGAGGCCAAAGCUGAUGUUCAGGCCCCACCCACUCCCUACAGUCCUCAGACCAAGGAGGGGUUUGGGUAGUGGGCCCGAGCUGCAUUGCCGGCCUUCCGUGGGCCGACUGGCAGCCCAGGAGUGGGAGGCUUUGGCCAGGGAUGCUGCCACUUGUGCGUGAGUCCCCGGCUGGCCUCUGGAGGUGACCAUCCAGGCAGGCCUGGCUCAGACUGGAAGGGCUGGGGACCGAGGGCUCCCCUGCCUCUGUUCUCCCUUCUGACCCACUGGGAUUUGCUAGCAGGCUGUCCCAGCCCCAUCACCGAGACACGUACUCAAGAGCUCAGAUACCACUGCUCCCACCAGUGUGCGGAUUAAGUUCAUCAGGCUUCCAUCGGCUGGAGCAUGGGAUCAUAGCCCCUGCCCAGGAGCCAUACCCUCGGACCACAGUGACUCUGGAUGGCCAGGAAUGGGGACUUGAGCUUUCAGAUUCUCAACUAGCCUUGGCAAAACAGCUGUAGGUGGCCUCCCUGACAGCAGACACUCAGCCCUCCCCACCCUGGCUCUCCUUGGAUUUCCCCAUGCUCCCCACCCCCUGGCAAAAGGCUGGCCAUGCUCUGUUCCCAGCAGCCCCGCAGGUUUCCCCACUGGCUGCAAUGGCCCUACUAAAAGCCAUGUUGCAUAUCCGUUGUGAGCACGUGCCCUGUGCCCUGUCCCCAUUCCUUAUGCCCUAGGAGGCCAAGCUGGUGUCUCUAGGAGAGCCCACGCAGGCACCCUGGAUUCCCCAGAGAGCAGAUUGGUGUGCUCA